Molecule: messenger RNA, 1830 nt
Organism: Cornus florida
Lineage: Eukaryota; Viridiplantae; Streptophyta; Magnoliopsida; Cornales; Cornaceae
Product: F-box protein SKIP22-like
Exons: 1
Coding region: 143-1627 (494 amino acids)
Molecular function (GO): protein binding
Source: RefSeq, a predicted model, not a curated record
AUUACUCAAGACUUGAUUUCUUUUCAUAUUCUUCGUCAACAAGUAAAACUCACAGCGACCACACAACAAUCCAUUUUUUCAAAUCAAAACUCUCUUCGCUUCAUCUCACCCAAAUUCUCUAUUGAAUUCCCAAAUUCACACCAUGAAACUGAGGCUGAGAUCACUUGAAACCAAAGAAACCCUAAAAAUCGAAGUCCUCAAUUCAUCCUCUCUCCAAAACCUCAAAGAUGUCAUUCUUCAGAGAAUUUCUUCUUCUUCAUCUUCCAUACACCUUUCUCUUAAUCGGAAGGACUCUAUUCUAGGUUCAUCUCAAGACUCUCUUCAGUCUCUAGGUAUCACAUCUGGCGAUCUUAUCUUCUACACGCUCAACCCUAAUGGGUUUUCCUCAGAGACAGAAACCCUAACACCCCAAUCCCAGGCCCCUCAAAAACCCAAUUCAGAGCACCCUCAGAAUUCACAGAAAACCCCAACAACAGAAACCCAUUUCCAGGAAGAACAAGGGGUGAAUACUGAAAACCUAGGUAAAGAAGAAACCCUAGAAUUUGAAUCUGGGCAGGCUCAGAUUCAACCUGAAGAAGAUAAAAAUUCGGUUGUAUCUGGAACUGAGUACAUGGAUGUUGAUGAUGAUGGGUCUGUGGCUGAAGAGGGGAGGUCUGUGCCUUGUUUUCUGAGGAAAGUGUUUGGGAAAGAGGUGGUUGGUGAUGGUGGUGGUUAUCAGCUCUUGGUGAUUGCUGUUCAUGCUGUUUUGCUAGAGUCUGGCUUUGUUAGAGUUGACCCUGUCUCAAAAUUGAUUCUUGAUGGGUUUAAUCCCGCCGAAUGGCCUUCAUCUUCGUUCAAGAUGGUAAUUUCAUACACUCUUCCUGAGAUUAUUGAUAAUGUGAGAUCUGUUGAAACUGUUGUAUUGAAGUUUGUGAGUUUAGGGAAGUUUCUCAACAUUUAUGGAUUUCCUGGCUCUUAUCAAGUGUACCUGGACAAAGAACGCUUGGUUCCGUUCUUGAAUGUUGUGUGGGCGAAUUGUGGUUCCUUUGAGGAAUUGAAUGGAAAGGAUUUGUAUUCUGAUACAUACCCUGAAAAGGAGGUGUUUGAAUUUUGGAAGAUCAUAAAGGAUAAAAUUGCAUUGCCUCUUCUAAUUGAUUUAUGUGAGAAGGCUGGUUUGGCACCUCCACCUUGCUUUAUGCGCUUACCCACUGACCUUAAACUUAAGAUUUUGGAGUCACUGGCCGGUGUUGAUCUUGCUAAAGCGGGAUGUGUAUGUUCGGAGCUGCUCUAUUUGUCCUCGAACGAUGAUUUGUGGAAGCAGAAGUUUGUGGAGCAGUUUGGCAAUGUGGAAGGAUCACAUGGAGGGAGCCAUUGGAAAGAGAAGUUUGCCAAGUCUUGUGAGAGUAGGAAAAGGAGAAAGAUGGGUUUGAAAUAUUUUCGGAGGCUUCCCUAUCCAUCUCUUUUGCCUGUUAGAAGAGACCCUAAUCCAUUGUGGGUUCCAAGAAUUAUAGGUGGUGAUUAUGAUCUCUUGCCAGAUGUUGGCAUCCCACAACCUGGCCGAGCCUUUCCUCAUUUUCCAGCGCUGCGGAAAUUCAGGCUUCAUUGUGAUUUGAGAGGACUGGAACCUGGGAGUUUGAACGACCCUUGAUCAUGGUUGAAUGCUGAUUCCAAGUCCAUUUGGAGGUAGUACAAUGUAUAUGCUAUUAAGGUUUGUUUUUUUUGUUUUUUUUGUUUUGGUGUGUGUGUGUCUAUUACAAGCAUAAGAGACAGUCAGGAACAUGUCUUGUUUUGAAUAAUUUAUAUGGUUUUCAAUAUGUAUAUAGAUGAUCGUCAACUGUUGUUGUUGCUUUA